GCCUUUACGUGAAAUUCUGUACCGGAUACUGGUGGUUGCUUUAUAAGCUCAAAACUGGAAAAGGGCAAAAGUCCGAAUGGAUGUUGUGUAGGAAGACUGCAUGUGUUGCGCACUCUGGGAAUCAAAGUGUUUGUUUUUAUAACUGCGUGGUUUUUACGUGCCAGUUAAAGAUGUAUGUAUAUCUGAGUGGCGCCAACAGUAGGGAACUGCAUUAUUCUCGAAAUAAAGAUAAUAAUAGGAAGAAGCUUCGGCGGAGUGGUUUAAAAUGUCUUGUACGAGGAAACCUGAAUUAAAAGACAAGACAGACAUUCCGCCUACGAAAGUACGGAAGCUAGAUGAAAUAGAUGAUCGCUCGGAAGGUGUUUGUGAUGAAUGCAUUUCAUUUGGGGAUUUUAAACUCUCUAGGGUUAUAAACGAAAACAGUCAGAGAAAGAGUGUGUGUGUUGAAGGUACAUUCGCGGGAAAAGAGGGUAUCGCAGUAGUGUUGUUGGAGAAACGGCCAUUUAAUGAACAAAGUAUUAAUGGAAUAUUAUCAUCUCAUAGUUCAUUGAAACAGGAGUUCGUAAAUGACGUGUACGCCAGUUACACGUGUUUACCUAGUGUGCAGUUCAACGGUAUAAAAGCGACGAUCAUACAUCCCGCAACAGAAAAACAUAUUAAGAAAUAUGAGCGACAGAUAUUGCAUAUUGUUGAAGAAACUCCGAGUUACUACCAAGAGAUAACACUGCCUCAUAUAAAAUCGGACCAGUUCGGCAUUCAGUGGGUUUUUAAUAUUUUAGAUCACAAAUCUGAGACUGAUCGUAUAGUAUUUGAAGAUCCUGAUCCUGAAACAGGAUUCAUUUUGCUUCCUGAUUUAAAAUGGGAUACCAAGCAAAUUGAAGACUUGUACCUAGUGGCUAUUGUUAGAAAAUCUGGCAUUCUAUCAUUACGUGAUUUGACAAGUGAACAUUUACUACUUCUGAAAAAUAUAAAGGAAAAGGGAACGAAUGUCAUAAAGGAUAAAUAUAAAAUUCCUGAGACGCAACUACGUAUUUAUCUUCACUAUCAACCAUCAUUUUAUCAUCUUCACGUGCAUUUUACAAAUUUGCAAUAUGAUGCCCCAGGUAUAUAUGCUGAGAAAUCCCAUCUUCUGGGUGAAGUUGUGAGUAAUAUAGAAUUGAUGUCAGACUACUAUCAGAAGGCCACAAUACCAUUUGCCAUAAAAGAAAGUGACAGCCUGUUCCAGAAGUAUGAAGAGAAGAACCUGUUAAAGAGAACUGCUGAGUGACUCUCUCUCUCUCUCUCUCUCUCUCUCUCUUUCUUUCUUUCUUUCUUUCUUUCUUUCUUUCUUUCGUGUGUGUGUGUGUGUGUGUGUGUGUGUGUGUGUGUGUGUGUGUGGAAAUGUUAACAAGGUGCAUUAUUGUUGAGGUGAGGGAGCAUUUGAGAGCUUGCAAUGUAUAUAUUAUCUUAAAAGAAAAAAUUCGGAAGAGUGACAUUUUCCAAGUUUGUGUGAAGGCAUCACUAAUAUUAUUGACAAAGAUUGCUGAUAAAACUACAGUUUCACAAAAAAUAAAAGUAGCCACAUGUUCUCUCAUUCCUUGCAGUCUGUCAAAUUUAAAUAUGCAUAGCAAUUAUGUUUGCUUUAGACUGCUAACUGAACCAAACAAUGCUGUUACAGGUUCAUUUGCUUCAGAAGUGCUACCACUUGUAAAUUUACAUUGUAAAAAUAAUGAGUUUGUUUUCACUCCAAUGUUGCUGAAAGGAAAGUCUUAUGAUAUUCAUUGCAAGUGUUGCUCUAAUAUGGUAUCAGUGUCAUCUGUAACUUUCCAAAGAUUUCUGCCAUUACCUAGUGGUUUCUUGGAAUUUGAAGAUUAUUUUUGUCAUGCUCAUGGUCAGCAGAAUAAUCUCCAGUCCCCACCCUUGUGUAAUUCGUGUGACUGCUUGUAUGGUUCUUAUUAUUUCUUAAUUAAGCCACAUUUACUUAAAGUCAGUAGUGCAAGUGUAAUUAAAUGUGAUCGUUGUCUGUCGUGGAUAGGUACUCUUAAUAAAGAUUUUGCAAAACUCUGGAGUUGCACUGUGUCAUUUGGUGCCGUGACAACAACAUCACAACCCCUAGAAGACUUCCUUAAUGUAAUGAAAGAAUCUCUUGAAGGCAUGCCUGCCUCUGCUGGUAAAGUUUUAAUUGAGUGUGUUGUGUCAGAUAGUAAUACACACUAUAUUCUCCUGUGGGCAUUAGACAAAUUCCUUAAUGUACAUUGUAAUUUGAAUGGAAAAUAUUCUGCUGUAAGUGAAUCAGUUACUAAUAGUGCUGUGACUAUUGUAACAGAAACAAGUCUGCAGUCCAUGAAUACUAUGAAAGUUUUGUAUAAAUAUCAGGAGUGUGCUUCAGAUUGUGUAGGGCUAUGGCAGAAUGACAGGAAUGUACAUACUGUUGAUGUAGCAAAGCAAAUGUUCAUUGCUGGUUUACAGCAUCUAAUGAAACAAACAGAAUACAUUCCAGAACCUUACAAGAUUGUUGAAGAUUUCUUUGUUGCAUAUAUUGAAUUGUAGAUACAGUUUACUUCCAACAUUGAUGAAAAUAUAAUUACCUUAAAAUGCUCUUUUAAUUUCAGAGUGACAGUGUUGUGUGAUAACAACCAGACUGUUUGUUGCGAUCUUAAUGUAAUAAAACAGAAUUUUUUUGCUCAUGUACUUGAAA
Messenger RNA from Schistocerca gregaria, 2677 nucleotides. RefSeq names its product m7GpppX diphosphatase (gene Dcps). NCBI's taxonomy places the organism in Eukaryota, Metazoa, Arthropoda, Insecta, Orthoptera, Acrididae. Gene Ontology annotation, cellular component: P-body; nucleus. The record is from RefSeq and is a predicted model, not a curated record. Bases 266 to 1267 code for a protein of 333 amino acids. Gene Ontology annotation, molecular function: RNA 7-methylguanosine cap binding; hydrolase activity. Gene Ontology annotation, biological process: deadenylation-dependent decapping of nuclear-transcribed mRNA. The transcript has 5 exons.